This is a messenger RNA of Ictidomys tridecemlineatus (thirteen-lined ground squirrel), 3137 nucleotides long. The record is from RefSeq and is a predicted model, not a curated record. Lineage: Eukaryota; Metazoa; Chordata; Mammalia; Rodentia; Sciuridae.
UUAAGCCUAUGGAGGAAUUAAAAGGGUUUUCUCUUAGAAAUGAGGAGGGAAGUGAAGAAGUCUGUAACCUGGUCAGUGGUGUCAGAAUGAAAAACCUGUCGCCCCCUGCAUCACUGAAAGAAAUCUCUCUGGUCCAGCUGGACAGCAUAAGCCUCUCCCACCAGAUGUUGGUGAGGUGCACUGCCAUCAUUGGCCUGACCUUCACCACGGAGCUGCUGUUUGAGGUUCUCCCUUGCUGGAACAUGAAGAUGAUGAUCAAGACCCUGGCCACCCUCGUGGAGCUGAACAUUUUUUACUUCUUCCCGAAUGGCAAGGACCUUCGACUGGCCCUGAAGCAAAAUGCCACCUCAUUUGAGGUUCACCAUUGGUCCUCGUCUCUGAGAGCCAGCGAGGAGAUGGGUGAGUCGCACCUGAAGUUAACCAUAUUUCCCCUUGGCCAAAGGUGCAUAGAUUCACAGGCUGAUCUGUGCUGGGUAGCGGUUUUAUCUCUUGCCUACUGCCUGGCUGGCAUGCCCUUCCUGUUCCCUCCAGCUCACAGAGAGGAGGAGGAGCUCCAAGAACUGGAGGGUGAGGUGAUUGAGUGCCACAUCAUUCGGCUCUCCCGGCCUAUAAUGCAGAAGACAGCUUAUGAGCUCUGGCUCAAGGACCAGAAGAAGGCCAUGCAUUUGAAGUGUGCCGGCUUUUUAGAGGAGAAUGCCCACAGGUGUGACCACUGCAGAAGUUGGGACUUCAACCUGUAUCACCACUUCAUGGUGGACAUCCUCCUCAACACCUUGGGCAUGAACACCAUUAAGAAGAUGACUAAGCCUCGGGGAAUCCAAGAUAAACCUCCUUCAUUCCUAAUGAACCCCAGCUAUUCCUGGGAACUCUGGAGACUAAGAUCUAGAAGCAGUGGAUCUGGACCCCAGGGACUUGGCUUGGGCACAGGGAGGCUGAGACCUCAGCAGCCUGUGGGGAAGGAGAAGGUGGGGACUGUCCACACAGUUCUGUCUACCAGAACCCGACUCACUGUGAGAUUGAUAGGGCUUAGGUUUGGGUAUCUGGGUUCUGGCCUCACCAGAGGCUUUUUGCAUUUAAACAGUCCCAAAGAAAUAAAAGAUACGAUCUUGGGGUUCUUUGACCUCAUUAUAACCAGGCUGAGGACAGUCGAGGAAGACAUCAUCUCCCUGGAGUCCUGCCAGUGUGAGGAGGUCCUGGAGAUUGUCAUCCUGCCUCUGGCCCAGCAUUUUGUGGCUCUGGGAGAAAACAACAAAGCCUUAUAUUACUUCCUGGAAAUUGCUGCCGCUUAUCUCAUCCUGGGCGAUAACUACAUGACAACGUGCAUGUCCCUUAUCCAGCGAGCUCCCACCCAGACUGGGCUGCCCACGGGGCCCGCAGGAGCCUGUUCGGAGCCUCGGCCUCACCCCCUUGCCCACGCCCUGCACCCUCCGCUCCGCAGGAAGAGGAGGCUGGCCCAGCUUUACCGGCAGACCGCCUGCUUCUCCCUGCUGUGGCGGAUCUACAACUCCAAUAACUUUUUCCACUACAAGUUCUACGGCCACCUGGCGGCUGUGAUGCAGGUGAACUCCGUGCUGGAGACACAGAACGACUUCCAGAUCAUUAAUGCUUACCUGGACUAUUCACUCUACCACCAGCUGACUGGCUGCCAGGGCAUGUGGUUCAAGUAUGAGUUGAUGGCCAUGGAGCAGAUCGUGAACCUCCUGCUGAAGGGCGAGGGAAUUGAGAUUGUGGCCCUCGUGGCUAGUCGACUGGCCCACAUCAAAUACAUAAUGGGCCACCUGUACCUGGCCAUUGAGUAAGGCUCUCGAGCCCAUAAGUUGUGGUCACUGCUUCGGAAUCCCAACAAACACUAUCUGGUCCUCUGCAGACUUUGUAAAUCGCUCUUCCUGAAAAGCAGAUACAAGCAGCUGAUCCAGGUGCUGGGGUGGCUGUGGGACCUUUCUGUGGUGGAAAAGCACAUCUUCAGCAAGGCAUUUUUCUAUUUUGUCUGCUUGGACAUCAUGCUCUAUUCUGGCUUUAUCUAUAGAACGUUUGAAGAAUGUGUGGGUUUCAUAUGCCAAAAUGAAAACAACAGAAAUCUCAAGUUCCAGAGUGGAAUCCUCCUGGGACUUUACUCCUGUGUUGCUAUCUGGUACACCAGGCUUCAGGAUUGGGAUGCAUUCCACACAUUUUCCAGCAGAGCCAAACACCUGGUGUCAAGGAGAAUCCCCACAGUUCUUUACUAUGAAGGAAUUGCCAGGUACCUGGAGGGACAAGUUCUCUAUCUGCAGAAGCAAAUUGAACAACAGCUGGAGAAUGCCCAGGACCGUGGGGUGGAGCUGCUCAAGAACCUGGAGAGUCUUGUGGCUCAGAACACUACUGGCCCAGUCUUCUACCCGCGACUCUACCACCUGAUGGCCUAUGUCUUCAUUCUGAUGGGAGAUGGGCAGAACUUCGACCUGUUCCUGAACAAAGCCUUGAGGCUCUCGGAAACACAGGUGAACAUGCUGGAGAAAUGCUGGCUGAAGAAGAGGAAGGUGUGGAGCCCCACUUGCAGGCUGCAAGGGGCUGCUCUCAGGAAGCCCCACAGGACAGCUUCUCAGUCAGGCUCUCCCCAGCAUGGGAGGCCCCUGUCUUGGUCCACUCGGGCUGCUGAGACAACACUGCAGCCUGCAUGGCUUAAAACAAUAGGAAUUUACUGCUCAUGGUCUGGGAGCUGCAGGUCCAAGAUCAAGGUGCCAGAUCUGGUGACUGCCAGGCCUGUUCUUCACCAAUGGUGCCCUUGGCUGCAUCCUCACAUGGUAGCUGUGCAGGGGGGAAGCUUGGCUCCCUCCUGCCCUGUCUAAGGGCUCUAAUUCCAUCCAUGAGGGCAGGGCCUUCAUGGCCUCAUUUCUCCCAAGGACCCUGCUCCCCAACACCAUCACCUGGGGUGAAGUUCCAACAUAGGGAUUGGGCCGUACUGCCCUUCUACCCCUGUGGCCAUCACAGCCUGUCUGGGAUCCCACACAAAGGGGCUGCAGGUCCAUGGAUCAGGCUUGUGACCUCCUUUUCCCCUUAUGUCCCUGUGGACUCUCCCUCACUCAAAUCCUGCUAGCAUGGCUCCACUCUGUCUUCCUUCCCUCUUCCACUCUGCAUUACAUUUGUUUCCCAACUUUGAA